GCUUUCUAGGCGGGGCAGGGGACGGGGUGCGUCUCCCGCCGCGGCCGCCGGCCUGAUAGAUGCGGGACUUCGGGUUCGGGGUGCUGCACACCGCCCUGCUCCGCGGUGGCAGCCCCCGGUCCUCGCCCGGCGGCGGCGGCGGCGCCUACCGUCCCUUCGCCGCCGGGCCGCCCGCCACGCCCUUCGGGCCGCUGUCGCCGCCGCCGUUGCCUGUCACCGGCUUCGCGGAGGCCGCCUCCCCCUUCGCCAUCCCCUCGGGCGGCGGCGCGGCCGGCUCGGCCGCAGCUUCCUCUUCCUCCCCGCUCGCGGCGCACCAGCAGGCCGUGCAGGAUGAGCUGCUGCUCGGGCUGACCCAGCCGCCGGCGAGGCCGCUCUCGGGGGCGGCGGCCGCGGAGCAGCUCCCCAGCCACCACCCCGGCGGCGGCACGAACGCGGGUGUGACCCACCUCCUCCCCUCCCAGGACUUCAAACCGAGUCUGCACCACCCCUCCUCCUCCUCCGCCUCCUCCUGCUGCUGCUGCCGCACCUCCUCCCCGCAGGACUUCAGUAAGCGGCAGCAGCAGCAGCUGAGCAGCCAGAAGAGGAAAGAGUCGAGCCCGCCACACCGUCCCCACCCUCCGGACGCGAAGCCGCCGCCGCCGCCGCCGCUCCACUGCCCCGGCCGCUUCAGCCCGCCGCCAACGCCGCCGCCAACGCCCGGGCCGCUCCUGCAGUCGGCGCCGCUCGCCCAGCGCCCGCAGCCGUUCAGCCUCCCGCACACGCAGCACCUCCCGCCGCAGGACUUCGCCCCGCGGCAGCGCCCGGCCGACCCGCCCCCGCUCCCGCAGCUCCCGCCGUCGCCGCCCGCAGCCCGGCGGCGCCGCCACGGAGGCGCGGGAAGCCCUCGCCAGACCCCGGCCGCGGGCGAGGGCAGCGCCGCCGAGCCCCCCAAUGCGGGCUUGCCCCCCUCGACGCCGCCGGUGAACCCCGCGCCGGGCUCCAUGGAGUCGCCCAACCACCACCCUCUGCUCAACAGCCCCAGCACCCUCCUGCCCGGCGCGGCGCUCGGCACCGGCGCCUUCAGCAGCCUGCAGAGCCCGGACCUGCCGCACCCGGGCGGCGGCGGGGGCGGGGGACCCCCCGGCGGCGGAGGGGGAGGCGGCUCCGCGUCGCCGCCGCCGCUGCCCGGCUUCGGCACCCCCUGGUCGGUGCAGACCGCGUCGCCGCCGCCUCCCCAGCCGCCGCCGGCGCCCCAGCAGCCGCCGCCGCCG
Molecule: messenger RNA, 1250 nt
Organism: Psammomys obesus (fat sand rat)
Lineage: Eukaryota; Metazoa; Chordata; Mammalia; Rodentia; Muridae
Product: basic proline-rich protein-like
Exons: 1
Source: RefSeq, a predicted model, not a curated record